ACCAGGAGCCAUGUUGGCCCUCAUGACUGCCGGCUCCGUCUUCUUUCCCGGACUCUUCAUGCUGUCCAAACAGACUCUGAAACACAUGAUGGGAUGGAGCGAGGGGGAUGCUGUCAUCAUAUCUACACGUCUGGUGUCGUCCAUCCAAGCCGUCAUGGCCUCCUCAGCCGGAUGUAUCAUCGCCUCGUCCUGCAGGGACAUCAUGGAGGACAGACAUUGGCUGACCGACACCUACAUCCUGUUUGCUACGCCUUACUUCGCCUACGACAUCUACGCCAUGUUCCUGUGCUACCGGCACAAGCUGCGGGUCAAAGGCCACGAGGAGGAGGGCGGCGUCAGGUCGAUGGGGGCCGCUGUGGGGGGUUACCUGCGCAGAGAGCUGCUCAUGGUGCUGCAUCAUGUCUUCAUGGUGGCCUUCUGCUUCCCCGCCUCACUGCUGUGGAGACAGGGUAAAGGUGAUUUCUUCCAGGGUGUUUUGUUCCUGGCUGAGCUCAGCACACCGUCUGUCUGUCUGGGGAAAGUCCUGAUUCAGUACAAGAAGCAGCACACUCUGCUGCACCGGGUCAACGGGGGCCUCAUGCUGCUCACCUUCUUCAGCUGCCGGGUGGUGCUCUUCCCCUACCUGUACUACGCCUACAGCAGGUAUGCAUCCAUCCCCGUGUACACGGUGCCCCUGGUGGCCCCCUGGCAGUGCAACCUGGGGGCCGCCCUGCUGUGGCCCCUCCAGCUCUACUGGUUCACGCUGAUCUGCAGAGGAGCUCUCCGCCAGUUCAUCGCAGGACGCUCAAACUCACCACCGCCGACUUUUAAAGGCGACCUCGGCGGCUGCCCGACGCCGAGCAAGUGCUGCAUGUCUCACCUGGACGGACAGACGGACAGUCGCUGAAGCUGAGGACGGACGGAGAGGACAGGACAGGUGACGGACGCUGCUGAGGCUCCGCUCAUGCAGACAAGAGCUGCGAAUGCUGCUCCUCGUUGAUGUAGAAGAAGAAGUUUAAUGAAAG
This is a messenger RNA of Chelmon rostratus (copperband butterflyfish), 1004 nucleotides long. Its product is annotated as ceramide synthase-like. Gene Ontology annotation, biological process: ceramide biosynthetic process; lipid homeostasis. Gene Ontology annotation, molecular function: sphingosine N-acyltransferase activity. The transcript has 6 exons. The coding region runs from base 11 to 886 and encodes 291 amino acids. The record is from RefSeq and is a predicted model, not a curated record. Gene Ontology annotation, cellular component: membrane; endoplasmic reticulum. NCBI's taxonomy places the organism in Eukaryota, Metazoa, Chordata, Actinopteri, Chaetodontiformes, Chaetodontidae.